Messenger RNA from Cutaneotrichosporon oleaginosum, 897 nucleotides. RefSeq lists its product as uncharacterized. Gene Ontology annotation, molecular function: acetylpyruvate hydrolase activity. The record is from RefSeq and is a predicted model, not a curated record. Lineage: Eukaryota; Fungi; Basidiomycota; Tremellomycetes; Trichosporonales; Trichosporonaceae.
AUGACGACCUGGAGACGCCUUAUCCGCUUCACGCCCCCCAACUCCUCCGACGAGCUGUACGGCGAGCCCAUCGUGGGCGACGGCGACGACGUCGGCCGCCUCGCUGACGCGGGCGAACUGCGCGCGCGCAUCGUCCAGCCCGGCCCGCACGGCGUGCUUGGUCCCGAGACGCAAGUCACGGACCGCACCGAGAGCGUCGGCACCCUCCUUGCGCCGCUUGGGCCGGGCGAUGUGGUGGACUUCAAGUGCAUUGGGUUGAAUUACCGCAAGCACAUCCUUGAAGCAGGCCGCUCCCUCCCCCCCUUCCCCUCGCUGUUCAUCAAGCCCGGUACCGCGCACGGCGAGUACGGCCGCGCCGUCCCGAUCCCCAAGUGCGCGCAGGACGGCGAAGCCGACUACGAGGGCGAGCUGUGCGUCGUCAUCGGCCGCGACGCCAAGGAUGUGAGCAAGGAGGACGCGCUCGCCUACGUCGCGGGAUACACGGCCGGCGACGACGUCAGCACGCGCAAGUGGCAGCGGCUCAAGGAGCGCGCGGGGGGUGUGCCCCAGUGGUGCUUUUCCAAGGGCUUUGACAACUUUGCGCCGCUCGGCCCCGUCCUCGUGUCGCCCGAGCUUAUUCCCGACCCCGCGGCAUUGCAGCUCAAGACGAGCGUCAAUGGCGAGCUGCGGCAGGACACGCCCGUGGCAGACCUGGUAUUUGAUAUUCCGACGAUCAUCUCCUUCCUAUCGCAGGGCACGACACUGCGCCGCGGCACGGUAAUCAUGAGCGGGACUCCCGGUGGAGUCGGAUGCGCCGGCCCGGAGGAAAAGUGGCGGCCGCUCAAGGAUGGCGACGAGGUCGAGGUGUGGGUGGAGGGUGUGGGUACGUUGCGCCACGGCAUCAAGUACGAGUCGUGA